AUGCACAGGGCCGAAUGGGAAUUCAGGGUCCAGUGCUCGCCGCUGCUGAGCUACCCGGGUCAAAGCAAGAGGAAAAAGGGGAGUAAAUCAGUGCGCCCUCUGGUGGGUACUCAGCGGCUAUUCGGCUGCAAAGGCGUGGAGAUGGGAACCCCAGGGAAACAGCGCGCUUGCUACUCUGGAGGCCUGGGAAGUAAGGAAGGGUCGCAGCUGCCCCAGCUAGAGGCCGCUGGCCACAGAGAGGCAGAGGAGGUCCGACACUCGCCUAUACCCCGAGGAGAAGAGCUGGUUUCCCGAAGCCGCUCCCUCUCGCUCCCGACCGUCGUGUCCCAGGCGCUUCAGUCUCUUUAUCCGCCAAAUGGGGACGCGGUGCAGACUGAAUUAGUGAGCAAGGCCUCGGAGGCGCCCCCUCUAUGCCGGGCUCUUUCGCUCUCAGUUGUCCGAAGGUCCGAACGUUGCGUCCAGCUUCUCCGACAGCGUGAGGUGCGGCUCCCGCCCCAGUUCCCGCUCGGAAACCCUGUGUGUCUGCUCCCGCCGGGCUGGAGCCCCUUCUUCCCGCUGGAUUCUUCUUCAGUUUCUCAGUCACAUAAAAGGGAGAAUUUGGGGAAGUCCGGGGAGGCCUGGAAACUCGCGGUAAAGGAGCCUCACCAAGCCCGACGGGGCGAAAAGGUGCUGGGAGCCCUCCACGAGGGAUUGGCCGAAGAAGAGAAGAGAUGGCGGCCCCUUUACGCACAUUGCACUUUGCCGCUAGCCCCCACCGGCCAGCACACUCAUCUCCUGUUGUCAAGGGGGGAGGACAAAAAUAGGCCGCAGUUCUCACGUGGGAUAGGAUCGGCCGUCGUGACUCCCACAGCCUCUAGGGUGCCUCCUGGUGAUUUUCACAAGUCCAGUGGACCCUUACGGACUGAAGAAGGCCACUGGUUUUGCACUUUCCUUGGCGGAGGGCUAGAGUCUAGCGGCCCUCCCCCACGGUUCCCGGAGCCGCCCACGGUCACGUGGCCGGCGGGGCCGACAGGUAACUCGCCCAGAGAGGGCGGGGGCCGGUAG
Molecule: messenger RNA, 1044 nt
Organism: Hippopotamus amphibius kiboko
Lineage: Eukaryota; Metazoa; Chordata; Mammalia; Artiodactyla; Hippopotamidae
Exons: 5
Coding region: 1-1044 (347 amino acids)
Source: RefSeq, a predicted model, not a curated record